This is a messenger RNA of Dunckerocampus dactyliophorus (ringed pipefish), 1732 nucleotides long. RefSeq names its product splicing factor U2AF 65 kDa subunit-like. Bases 120 to 1520 code for a protein of 466 amino acids. NCBI's taxonomy places the organism in Eukaryota, Metazoa, Chordata, Actinopteri, Syngnathiformes, Syngnathidae. Gene Ontology annotation, biological process: mRNA processing. The transcript has 11 exons. The record is from RefSeq and is a predicted model, not a curated record. Gene Ontology annotation, cellular component: U2AF complex; nucleus; commitment complex. Gene Ontology annotation, molecular function: pre-mRNA 3'-splice site binding; poly-pyrimidine tract binding.
UCCGGUUUUUUACCUGGAGGGAAGAGUUCUGUUUCUGAUUUUGCUGCUCUGGUCCAGUGGGCCGGCUGUCAUUUAUUGUCCUCCUCAGCCCGAACUCAGCGAUCUGAUGUCCGAACAAAAUGUCGGAUUUUGAAGAAUUUGAGAAGCAGCUGAGCGAGAACCGCCAAGAGAGAGAAAGAGAAAGGCACAAAAAGAGGAGUCGCAGCGGUUCUGCGGCUCGCGGCGACAAACAUGGCGCCUGGGGCAAAGAGCGGCGAGACAAACGGAGUCGCAGCAAAGACCGGAAGAGUCGGGACCGCCGGAGCUCCUCGCGUGACCACAAAAAACACAGUCAUUCUCCGCGCAGGACGAGGAAGAAAAAGACGUGCAAGUAUUGGGAUGUUCCUCCUGCGGGCUUUGAGCACAUCACUCCUCUGCAGUACAAAGCCAUGCAAGCGGCGGGACAGAUUCCCAGCAUCGCUCUCCUGGCGACGUCCAGCGUUGUGGCCGUUGUGGCCGGCGUGGCUGCGGCCCCGACCCAGGUGCCGGUUGUGGGCAGCCAGAUGACCAGACAAGCCCGCCGCCUCUACGUGGGGAAUAUUCCCUUUGGCGUGACCGAGGAGUCCAUGGCCGAGUUUUUCAACGCCCAGAUGAGACUUGCCGGCCUCUCGCAGGCUCCCACCAACCCGGUCCUGGCUGUGCAGAUAAACCAGGACAAGAACUUUGCUUUCUUAGAGUUCCGCUCAGUCGAUGAGACCACGCAGGCCAUGGCAUUUGACGGGAUCAUUUUCCAAGGUCAGUCUCUGAAGAUUCGAAGACCUCACGACUAUCGGCCGUUGCCUGGCAUCUCGGAGCAGCCGGCGUUCCACGUGCCAGGCGUCGUGUCCACCGUGGUUCCCGACUCUCCUCAUAAGCUCUUUGUAGGAGGUCUGCCCAACUACCUGAACGACGACCAGGUCAAGGAGCUGCUGACGUCAUUCGGGCCCCUCAAAGCGUUCAACCUGGUCAAAGACAGCGCCACCUCGCUGUCCAAAGGUUACGCUUUCUGUGAGUACGUGGACAUCGGCGCCACUGACCAGGCAGUGGCCGGACUCAACGGCAUGCAGCUGGGCGAUAAGAAGCUCAUUGUGCAGAGAGCCAGCGUGGGAGCCAAAAACGCCAACCUGGCCGCCAUCAUCGAGACCCCGGUGAUGCUGCAGGUUCCCGGGCUGCAGAGGCUGCAGAACUCGGGCGUGGCCACGGAGGUGCUGUGCCUCCUCAACAUGGUGAUGCCCGAGGAGCUGGUGGACGAUGACGACUACGACGAGAUCCUGGACGACAUCAGAGAGGAGUGCUGCAAAUACGGCGCCGUCCGCUCCAUCGAGAUCCCCCGGCCCGUCCACGGCGUGGAGGUACCAGGCUGCGGAAAGAUCUUUGUGGAGUAUGUGUCGGCCGCCGACUGUCAAAAAGCCAUGCAGGCUCUCACAGGACGCAAGUUUGCCAACAGGGUGGUGGUGACCAAAUACUACGAUCCAGAUAUGUAUCACAGACACGACUUUUAAGCAACAGCUUUCACUUCCUUAAUCGACGUUGCAACCUGCAUGAGCCUCGCAAGCUUCACAUCAGGGGUGUCCAAAGUGCAGCUCAUUUUUUUACUGGCCGGCGGCACAUUUCAUUAUUUCAAAGUUGUAGAUGUUAUGAAUAUUACACUAAAACGUUGCCACUAUAACACAGAGCUGAUUUUUCUUUUAAGAUAUUAAACUUCUUUGCAUAU